GCAGGCGCGCGCUUGAUAGCGGAGAAACAUGGCGGCCCCAACGUUUACUGCGAGGUUGUAUUCGCUGCUGUUCCGCAGGACAUCCACCUUCGCCCUCACCAUCGCCGUGGGAGCCUUGUUCUUCGAGCGCGCUUUCGAUCAAGGCGCGGACGCGAUCUACGAACACAUCAACCAGGGGAAGCUGUGGAAACACAUCAAGCACAAGUAUGAGAAUAAGGAGUAGUUCCUUAGAGACCCCUACCCAUGCCGAAAGGACCAGGUCCACCCACCAGCUGUUUGCCCAAAACCAGGGCCUCAGCCCGAAGAUGAUGCUCAGAUUACUCUUCAUCGACCACCUUUAGCUGUUGGCAAGAAGCGGCUUCACCUGACAGACUCUUUAACUUCUGCUGUGUUUGAACUAUGUUUAGUCAGAGUCAUCAGCAAAUAAAUGUAAACUGUCCUUGAGACAUGGCUUCUGCA
This is a messenger RNA of Neomonachus schauinslandi (Hawaiian monk seal), 459 nucleotides long. RefSeq names its product cytochrome b-c1 complex subunit 9. Gene Ontology annotation, biological process: mitochondrial electron transport, ubiquinol to cytochrome c. Bases 29 to 223 code for a protein of 64 amino acids. The record is from RefSeq and is a predicted model, not a curated record. NCBI's taxonomy places the organism in Eukaryota, Metazoa, Chordata, Mammalia, Carnivora, Phocidae. The transcript is spliced from 2 exons.